Messenger RNA from Phyllotreta striolata, 1541 nucleotides. The record is from the annotation of a GenBank genome assembly. Lineage: Eukaryota; Metazoa; Arthropoda; Insecta; Coleoptera; Chrysomelidae.
CUUUGAGUGACGUAUGUUUCGUGCGAAAGGGCGAAUAGCGAACGAGAAAAGAUCAACCAUUUUGGUUUAAUUUUUGGAUAGUGUUUGGAAUCUUCCGUUAUCAACUAAAAAAAUUAAUUUUAUUGUACAUUUGUACAUUUUUGUUACUUAUUUAUAAUCAACGAGUUAAAACCAAUUAUGGCUGAUGCAGCGCCAGAAGCUCCAAUUGAUAAUGGAAAACCGCCAUCAGGGCCUCCACACAAGCUCGGCGGUGGAAUGGGCGGUCAUAUGGGCGGCGGAGGGCGAGGAGGCCCAGGCGGUCCCAGAGGCCGUGGUGGUUUUAGGGGACGUUCUAAUUUCUUUAGUGGUGGACCUGGAGGCCCUCCGGGGCGCGGUGGUCCGAUGAUGAGGGGAAGAGGUGGACCUCGUGGAGCGCCUAGAGGACGAUUCCCGCCUGGCGGACCAGGUGGACCGGGAGGUGACUCUGGUGGAAUGGGAGGCAGAGGCGGCCGCGGAAUGGGCAGAGGAGGUCCGGGCGGAUUCAGAGGUCGCGGAGGCGGCGGCGAUCGCGGCGGUAGAGGAGGUCCGGGAGGACGAGGCGGCCCGAGAGGUGGCAGACCGUUCGGAGGACCCCGAGGUAGGGGAGGAUCCGGAGGACCUCCUGGUCAAAAAAGAUCUCCCGGUCAGUUUGGCGGUCAAGGAAUGCCAGGUGGUAUGGGAGGACCGAAAAGGCCUAGGUUUGAUAAUGGUGGACAGAACGGCUAUAAUCAAGGUGGACAACAAGGUUACUCGCAAUACGGUAGCGGCGGUGGAGGCGGCGGCGGCGGCGGCCAAUAUGGUGGUCAGCAAAGCGGUUACAAUCAAUACGGAGGAGGCGGUGGCCAACAUGGGGGAUACGAAAGUGGUGGUUACUCGUCACAAUAUCCAAGCGGGGGCGGUAACAGUAGCGGAUAUGGAGGUGGAGCUGGUGAUUAUUCGGGAGGGUAUUCUCAACAAAGCACAGAUCAAUAUGGGCAAGGUGGCUACAACACUGGAGCACAAGGAUACAGCAGUGGCGGUUACGAAGAUAGAAGUGGCGGCGGUGGUGGUGGUUAUGGAGCCCAAACUGGUGGAUAUGGUUCUGCUCCUCCUAGGCGAUACUAAUAAAAAUAUUCCCAAAACAUAUACAAUUAGUAUUAAUGAGAAAACUGCGUUGUGUUAGUGUAAUUUCUGACUAUGAACUUUUUUUUAUAUAACAAUUUUAGUGCUAAGUUUUAUUUGUGUUUCGAAUGAAAAUGAAAUUUGAGUUAUUUAGUGGCUUCCUUAUGCAAAUAACAAGAAACAAGACCUUAAAAACAAAUUUUUAAAAGAAAAUAGGCAAAUAUGUUCACAAAUAAAUUUUUUUAACAAAAUAAUGAUCUGUUAUUUGAUUGUAGCAUCUUUCCAAUGGACCUAAGAGUGUGAUCGAAAAUAAAUAUUAAUUUAAAUCUUUUAAUGGUUUUUUAUUUUUAAGAAUUUGAAUUUGUUUAAGAACUUCAAUUUUCAUUAUAUCCCCUUGUAAAUAUGUAAUUCCUACACUUACA